AAAUGUCAUUUUUAUACUAUAAUUUACAAGAAAAUACUUUAAUCACGUUUUACGUUAACAUUUCGGUGGUUGCGCGUAUAUUUUGUGUGAUAAGCACGGGUGCCAUGUGGUCGUCAUGUGUGGGGACGCAUAACCUCGGCGCGGCGCUCGGGCGGCGCAUCACGUAACGUCGGGUCUUCGGGAGUGCCGAUGGUGAGAGCGGAGAUGGUGCUGAGUACUGAGUGGGCGCUAGUGGAGGUGGUCGAGCUCACGAACGACGGCAACGGGCUGGGGUUCAACUUAGUCGGCGGGAGGAGUACAGGGGUAGUGAUCAAGUUUGUCGUGCCUGGCGGAGCGGCCGAUAAGGACGGGAGACUUCAGAGCGGGGACCACGUGCUGCAAGUGGGUUCGGUGAACCUACGAGGGUUUACGUCGGAGCAAGUCGCGUCCGUGCUUCGCCAGUCUGGCGCCACCGUCCGGCUGCUGGUAGCUCGCCCGGCAGACCCCGCCGUCGCCCUCCGUGCCCCGCUGCCCGGGACGGCGCUCGUGCCCACCAAGAUCCUCACCGACCCCGACCAGCUCGACCGCCAUCUCGUCGAGAGCGGCUACGCGGCCAUCUACGACCUCUCCCAGUGCUACGGCGAAUAUGUCAAUGGGCAGAAUGGAGUUGAAAACGUUGCGGCGGUUGUGAGCGUACUUGGCGAAAUCCCACAAGAAAUCCAGGAACAACCUGUUGUUGCGGUGUCUCCAACAAUUACUAUUACUGUACCUGUGGAAUUGCCUAACUUGCCCGAGGUAGAAAUAGUUCAUGUAGAUUUAAACAAAAACGUCUAUGGCUUAGGGAUCACAGUAGCCGGUUACGUCUGUGAGAAGGAAGAACUAUCCGGUAUCUUUGUGAAGAGCAUCAUAGAAGGAAGCAGUGCUGAGCAAAGUGGACAAAUUAAAUUAAAUGAUAGAAUAAUAGAAGUAGAUGGAAUAUCUUUAGCAGAUAAAAGCAACCCUCAGGCUGUGGACAUUUUGAGAAACACAGGUAUUUCGGUGCACUUAGUGUUAGAGCGGUAUUUAAGAGGUCCAAAGUUUGAGCACCUGCAGCUAGCAAUAUUUAAUGAGGAGCGUCCUCCAUCACCGUCACCUUCCACAACCACCCUCUCCUGGUUCCCCGUGCCUUCCCAAGAUGACAGUACUACUAAGAUAGAACCGGAGCGGGAAUCCAACACUACUAUAGAUUCCAGUGUAUUAGAAAUUAUUGAUACUGAAGUGAUUGAACCAUCUCAAGAGGAACUUGAUAAGAGAUUGGAUGAGAUACUAGCUGUAGAUAAGGAAGAAAUUAAGAAAAGGUGGUCAGAAGAAAUUGGCUCAGAAAAAUCCAUUUUGGUUGCUGAAGUGAACAAGCUUGGUGCCUUGGGGAUCAGUCUAGAAGGUACUGUAGAUGUAGAAGGCGGCCAGGAGGUCCGGCCUCAUCACUAUAUCCGAUCUGUGCUUCCAGAGGGCCCAGUUGGACAGCAAGGGACUCUAACGGCUGGAGACGAGCUUUUAGAAGCGAACGAAUACAGACUACACGGGCUGACACAUACAGAAGUCGUAUUUAUCCUCAAACAAUUGCCAGACCGCGUUAGGCUGGUUGUAGCACGCCCCGAAACUGGUCCUCGGUCUGUUAUCAACUUAGCAUCUGACCGAGAAGCAUUUGAAGCUAGAAAAAUAAUAUCUGGCAGUCUCAACAACCUUACUACUCUCAUCAAAGCGCAGUCAGACACCUCAAUCAACACAUCAAGCACUGCAACUCUCACUAACCACUCCGGUCUCUCCAAGAAAUCCCGCUCUUUAGAGUGUGUAUCCGGGCUAGCCAUGUGGCAAAGCAAAGAGGACAUUGUCGAGCUUGUCAAAGGAGACCAGGGUCUAGGCUUCUCUAUAUUAGAUUACCAGGACCCAAUAGAUCCACAGGGCACAGUAAUAGUUGUCAGGAGUUUAGUUCCUGGUGGUGUAGCUGAGAAAAAUGGAGAGAUAUCGCCAGGGGAUAGAGUCAUGUCUGUAAAUGGGGCUAGCAUUAAAAAUGCGACCUUAGACCAAGCUGUGCAGGCUCUAAAAGGCGCUCCGCGUGGCGUUGUCAAAGUUGGCAUAGCACGUCCAAUGCCGCCUCACGAAAACUCGAAAUCUAAAAGCACAAGCACUCUAAACACCGUCAAACCAAGUUAAUCUUUACUCUGUGAUUAUACCAGUACUAGUCAAGUUGAAGUCAUAUCAAUCUUACGCUUAAUUGAGAUUAACAUACAGCGUCUCAGACGCGGGCGCUUGUCUGUAAAAAAAACUACAAAGGCAUACUGGUGGUCAAAAACGUAAACGAAAAUAGUGAUGAAAUUUUUACUCAUUGUUUCCAAUCUCCGAGUUUCCAAUAUUUUGUGUAGGAAUCUGAAUAUAAUUGCACAGUUAAAAAUAUACAGUUACAAUAGACGUAAUGUAAAGGCAUUCUCUAUCGGUCAAGCUUUAGGGUAAACAUUGUUGCUAUGCAAAUUUUACCCAUAUUUAUUGCUCUUAACUGAAUUCAUUACAGACUAAAAAUUACUGUUAAGCUUGAUACAAUGCCUAAAUUAUAUUAACUUCACACGACCAUCAGUAACAGCCUAAAAUUACACUCAUUCAAAAACUCGCCGUAUGUGCAGGCCGUAAGGCACAAAAUGCAUUGCAGUCUUAAUGCACUAAUCUGUACUUCAUCUAUCGACAUGCGAAGACAGCUCAACUCUAUGAUACAAUAAUAAUUUACGCUUUACUAGUUAUAUUUUAUCGUCGUAAGUUCACGAAAAUUUUGUAAUGCACAGAAUCUUAAGGUAGCUAACCUGUUAUUUCUGCAGGGGCCUCGGUCGUUGAAAAAUGAACUUUAAGGGCAUCAUUAUAAGGUGCCUAGAAUGUAUCAAUCAAAAAUGCACUUACGAAAACUUAGCUAUAAGUAUAAAAUUUACCUAAUGCAAAAUGAACUCUACAACAAGAUCACAAAGUUCAUUUUUGAUGAAAUCAGGCACCUGCAAGUUGUGAAUGUAUGGGCUCACUUAAAGACGUGUAGGACUGCAUUUGUUUACUAGUUUAGGCCUUCUGCACUGCCUUCAGGAUCUAAGUAAAAAUAUAAACUAAAUUAUAUGGCAGUACCUCUAUUGGACAACUAUUAGAUUUUCUAGCAAACUUAGGUUGUAAACAGUAAUCACAAAUGUGUAGAUAUUAAACUAAGGGAGCAAUUAUAUAAAUACGAAUUUUAUGUAAAUAAUAUAAAUAUCAGUUUUAAACUUCAUUAUCUUGUGGAUUUGAAUGCGAAUUGAGUUUUUAAAAUGUAUUAUUGUGAGCUUAACAACUUUGUAUCUCAUGAAACAGAUGGACAAUCUCAGCAUUUUAAAUGUAAAAUAAUAUGUAUUUCAACAGACAUACAAGAUCUGUGGAUUAAUAAUUUUAGUUUUGCUUUUGAAAUUGGCACGCUAAGCGCUUCUUGCCAUGACAAUUAAAUUCUUGCCUUAUUGAUCUGAAACAUACAUAUGUAAAAUACAAUUAUAUUUAUUCUUUGCAUUUUGUUAUAUUUAUUAAAGUAUAUAAAUGUACGCUCAGCAGAAUAGAACGUUGGGUCUUGAACAUAUGUUAAAGUCAUCGGGGCAAAUACCAAAGGGAGUUUAGGGUCAAAUGCGUAUACCCUAUCAACAACCGUAAAUAAAAUAGAAGCCCUUCCACCGUGACUUGAAUGAACGUAUCCUUUCCUUACUGGAAAUGUGAGGUAGCGGUGUAAUCGCCUUUAACCUAGGUUGUGGCCAUGGUAGGCCGCAAGUUGCCCCAAUGAAUCUUAAAAUGAGAAAGUAUCUGUUACUUAUCAGUUAAGCCCUGCUACUGGCAGUCCUUUAAGAGCAAUAGGAUAUCUGCAUAUAUAUUACUUUCUCUCUAUAACAAAUAGCUGUCUCCUGCCUCCGACCCAUGACUCCCAUGAGUACAGUCAGUAGCAGAAGUUGCUAAGCGGGCGAGGGAUUCAAAAUUACCUUGACACGCUCUUAUUCUCUCAACAAUAAAAUCGCGCCAACAUCACUUUGAACAGCUCGCCCGCUUAGCAACUUCUGGUCUGCUGCUGACAGUACUAAGCUUUUUGAAAUACUUUGUGAUUCCAUGAUAUUGUGGGGUUCUAUUCUGUUGCCAGUGCAUAAAUUGUUAAUACAGAGUAAGUAAAAGGUGCACGAAACACUAGAGGAGCACAUUGUGAUAUGGAUGUUAUUUGUAAACUAUUUACUUUGGGGCCCUAAAUAAUUGUUCGGGCUUUUUAUGUACUUACCUUCUAACAGUAGGUGUGUAGGCAUUUAUUUUGUUGAGAAUGUAAAGCUAAACAAAAUUAGUUAUUACAAAUGUAGUGUAUAAUUGUUUUCCAUUAUAUUUUCUCGGAAACGUUCGUAUUUGUCAUGCUAUUUCAGUCAACCUCAGUACUUUUUGUACCGACACUGACUGAAAUAAUCAAGAGAUACGGUUGUAUAGUUUGAUAACUAAAUGCAAACAGUAUUGUCACAUUCAGUUAUAUCGGAAAGACCACGGUGCUCAAAAAUAUUUGAACAUGCCUUUAUUGUCGAGAGUACUUUAUAUCUGACCAUCAGUGGGCCUUAUUUAUUUGUUAUAAAGUCUACGAUUUGUCAGAUGAAGCCCAAUAUUUAACAAGUCAAAACACUUUGACAAUAGAGUCGUGUUUACGUAAUUUAUUUGUAACUAAGAUCUGGUUUUCAGUCCAUAAAAAUAAUUCCGAAAAGCUUUACAUUUUCAUUCAUACCUUAUACGUAAAUUUUACUAUAAUUUUAUAAUUAUACUUACUCAUUUAUGCCCGUUGUUUUAACUUUUUUAGUAUUGUUUGAGUACUUACAGAUCUCUAUAACUAUAGUAUUUAUAUUGUAUAUGUAAGUGAAUCUUUUAAUAAAACAGAAUGCACACAUACAAGGAGUUAUUAUUCAUAAAUUAAGUUUCACAACAACCACACACACAAGCACAUAAUAUUUAUCAAGUUUAUUCUACUAAAGUUCUAUUCCUAAAUUAUUAAAUUGAACACAUGUUUUAUGAUGUUUCGACCAGCAUUAUUGCAAAAGAAUAAAUUCUAAAAUAAAAGAUUUCGGCAUAUCAAACAAUAAAAAGAAUUGUUUAUAAAUACAUAUGUAUAACAUUUAUUUGACAACAAACGCAAGCAAUACAUGGAUAUAUACUUAUAUGUGUGCAUUAAAUAUUUAGACUUGUUAAGCGAACUGUCAAUUUUAUUGUAAUAAUUAAUUUCACUUUAUUCAACAUGUACCAUAACAUAGCUUUAGUCUCUUUUUUGCUACUUACAAUCUUACAAUGAAUAUCUAUUGUAAUGUAUAAAAUAAAUAACUACGAUUCAAAACAACUAACUAUAUAGUGCGAAGUUACUUUCUUGUUUAACCAAGAAACAACUGUCUUGAAAAAAAAACCACUGACUUAAGGGGUGUCCCCAAAAUGUAAAUAAAAAGCUGUUUUUGGGGCAAAACUUAUUUUAAUACAAGUAGCUUAAACAACACAAAAUUAACGCUGAAACUUAAAAUUACACAAUGUUAAAUGUAAUCACAAACUUAAAUAUGCACCUGACAGAAUAGUAUAAAUUUAGUGCUAAAUUAUACAAAGAUGAUUUUUCUAGAAUAUUGGCGCCAUAUAUAAUUAUAUUCCUAAUAUAUCUCAGCAAAAUAUACAAAGAAAAAGUUAGUAAGACGCGUUAAUUAAUAUAAAACAUUGUGGAAACAAGUUUGGCAGCUGAAGUAGAUGGCGAUGUACGUCGCUUUACGUUACGUGCUACAGAUUUGUCAAAUUAUAAACUGAAAUAAAUGUCAUAUACUAAGAAAAUGUACCUAGCACCACCACUGAAGCACUUACCGCGAUAGCAGAGGACGCUGGUUCGAUUCCAGCCUGGGGCACUGCAGGCAUUGGUCACUUUUUCUUAGUAUAUGACAUUUAUUUUAGUUUAUAAUUUAUAUAGUAGUGUUUCUACUUGAAAUAAAAACAAAUUAAAAUAUUUUCUGUGAAUAAUUUAAAUUGUUCUAAUACUUCUAAUAGUAGGUAUGUGAAAUGUUAUAAUAUAGCCUGGCAAUAUACGAAACUAUCUACAUCAGCUGUCUAAAUUUGCUUCUACAUUUGUUUACACUGCUGUUCUAAAAAUUUUCAAAUAUGAAAGAACCCCUAAAAUGUUAAAAUCCUCUAGCAAAAUCGCUGUUACAUAGCUUGUCUGUUUGUUAUGUCAUUACCACAUCCCAAAUCUUCCUUUAAUCAGACUGAGUAUUUUAUAUAACCUGAAUAUAUGUAAUAGUCGAGGAAACCCCUAUAGGCAACUUGAUGGUUCCUACCAAUAUGCUACAACAUAAUCUGCUUUGUUAAUUAAAGUUUCACCAGGAACAUGUAAAAUGCAAUGAAGUUCGCAGUUACUACCUUCUAAGAUGUCAAUCAAAGUUUAAAGCGUUUAUUGUUUUUAAAUUUGUUUAAAAUACAUGUCUUCAAUGGUUAGUAGGUAUGUACUUGUUUAUACAUUUUUUCUUUUUGACAAAGGUACAAUAAUAACUCAUCAAAAUGAAAAUUAACAUGCAAACACAUUUCUUACUAUUUGCAAAAUAAUAACUCUUCAAAAUGAAAAUUAACAAGCAAACACAUUUCUUACUAUUUGCAAAGACUUGUUUGUAUAGUCUCAGGAAAUGUCUUGUCCCACGUUUGAUAGCUAAAGUAGAUUACGCAGCCCGGCGGCAUGUGUUUUGUGGUAACUGGAUUCUGUCAAACGUCAACUUUUGACAACAAGAUGUCGCUUUGGUUGAAGUACUUACCUAUUUCUGCAUAUUUACCUAAGUAUUGGUGAAACUUUAUUAAUUAAUAAUUAUACUUACGUAACAUAAGUUAAUUUGUACUAAUUUUAAAUGUACCAGUGAGAUGUAAAAUAAGUAACGUUAGCUUGGCACUCACUAGUGCAGGACACCACAAUGUUAGCCUUACACCAGGUAUGAAUAACAAAAAUUAUAAUUAUACAAGUAAAACAAA
Molecule: messenger RNA, 7002 nt
Organism: Cydia splendana
Lineage: Eukaryota; Metazoa; Arthropoda; Insecta; Lepidoptera; Tortricidae
Product: patj homolog
Exons: 2
Coding region: 190-2172 (660 amino acids)
Molecular function (GO): protein binding
Source: RefSeq, a predicted model, not a curated record